GAUAGUCAGUGUCGUCGAUAACAUUUUGUGGUCAUUUUAACUGUUACACAAAAUAAUGGAUCUUACAACCAGAUUGACAUUUGGAUUAUACAGAUUUAUUUGGGCAUUAAUUGCUUUUUGUAUCUCAUCCACUGGCGCACAUGAGAUUCGAAAGCGGCAAUCGCAGCCGGUUGUUUGUGGGCAACCCCUUUACACUGGUGCCGUUGUGGAAACCGCGCAACCUGGAACAUUCAUACUAAGGGCAUCGGCCACAGACACAGCUGGAAUACCUUUAACAUGGUCGAUACCGGAUACCUCAUUAAGAUCGUUUCAGAUCAAUCCUACCACUGGUGACAUCACUACAGCGUUGCAGCUGUCCCGGAGAUUUACCCGAUCAGCACUAGAGUUCCGAAUUCGGGCUUCAGAAACGGGCACACCGGCAAAUUACUGCGAGGCUGCCGUGCGCUUAAACAUCCUCCCGGUGACCGGGCCCGGAACGUCCGCAUCCGGCAUAUUUUCCCAAACUUCGUAUACCUUUACGGCAUCAACGUGUGCCGUGGGCGCCACUGUGGGAACAAUAACGCCGGCCACGACAACGACCGGUGUGACGUACACGUACACCAUACCAAGUGGAAACAGUUAUUUUUCGGUCAAUCCAACUAGCGGAUUAAUCACGCUUAUUGCCAUUCCUCCCACGGGGACGCAGACCUUCUCCGUCACAGCAACCGGCUCCACUGGUACCACCGGUACAGUCCCCGUAACGGUGUCCACCACCUGCUCCGGGACGGGAACCACCGGGCUGACCUUCUCCCAACCGUCGUACACCUUUACGCAGACAACAUGCAUACCGGGUUCCAUAAUCGGAGCCGUCAGCGCCUUUUCGACAACGGGCGGCACGGUGACCUAUACGCUACCAACCGGUAACGGUCUGUUUACUAUCAAUCCAACCACAGGACAGAUCACAUCGCUGUCCACGACCAGUCUAGGAACACAAACGCUGACCGUACAAGCCAUCUCCAGCACCGGUCAGACCGCCACGGCUAUGGUGCUGAUCUCGUCAGUCUGCAGUGGAACCGGCAUCGGAACGGGAGCACCAGUUUUUACGCAACCGUUCUAUUCGUUUACAGCGGCUACUUGUACUGUCGGUGGUACAGUGGGGCAAAUUCAAGCCAUAUCUUCGUUUCCGGUAACAUAUCUAGUAUUUCCCACAAACCCCUAUUAUUCCGUCAAUCCCACUACCGGAGUGAUUACAAUCAUCGCGGUGCCACCUGCGGGAAUCGCCCAAACACUCACGGUGCAAGCAAUUUCAACCAGCGGCAUCCCAGCUACCGCAACAAUAUCUAUCACCGGUUGCACUAGUACGGGCAUCAUCAGUGGAACUGCUCCGGUCUUCCAGCAGGCUGUAUAUUCUUUCACCGCCACAGUAUGCACAGCGGGGUACCCAAUCGGUCAAGUCGUCGCCACUUCCGCCACCGGACUGGUUACGUACACCGGAACAAGCCCAUACUUCAGCGUGAAUCCCACAACUGGGCAAAUUACGGCCAUAACCACUCCCCCUUCCGGUGUGCAGACUAUACAGGUAACUGCCGUGUCCAGCAGCGGUCAGAGUGCCAGCACACUGGUUACCAUCAACACGCUGUGCACCGGAACCGGCAUCGGCACCGGUAUAUUCCCGGGCAUCGGUCUGGGGAUCGGUGGCACCGUGCCGACUUUCGUCCAGCCCUUUUAUUCAUUUACCGUCACCUCGUGUACAUCGGGCACGGCGGUUGGAUCAGUUACGGCCCAGUCGCCAUACGGUAUCCCGGUGUACUCCAUUGAUGCUGCCAAUGGCGGGACCAAUCCAUACUUCGCCAUAAGUCCACAGAGCGGAAGCAUUUCGCUUAUCGGCACACCGCCUUCGGGAUAUUCCCAACAACUGACGGUCCGCGCGCAGGCCAGUGGCUAUACAGCAUCUGUCCCGGUCAACAUUGCCAUCACUUGUUCAGGCACCAGUACCGGAACUAUCGGCAUUACCGGAAGCACGAGCGGGUUGUUUUCGCAGUCGUCCUACAGCUUCAGCGCCGGCGCAUGCACACCCGGUGCACAAGUUGGUCAGGUGACAGCCAAUGUUCCGGCUGGCACAACUGUAACGUAUACAAUCAACAGCGGCAAUAACGGACAAUACAUCAUCAAUCCUUCUUCCGGUAUUAUAAAUGCUGCGACUCAAUUGUCGCCUGGUGUGCCAUCGACAUUGACUGUAUCCGCUAUAUCAACAUCCGGUCAGUCCGGAACUGCUAAUGUUAUUAUCAGUCCGACGUGCAAUGGUCAGCAAUUGGUGAUUACUGGCUCAGGUGGUGCACCAACAUUUUCUCAAUCAUCGUACAGUUUCCCACUUUCCACGUGCACUGCUGGGUCUGUUAUCGGUUCAGUCGCAGCAAAUGUGCCGGGCGGUGGCCAAGUUUCCUAUACUCUGACCGGCUCGCAGUACUUUGGCAUCAAUCCUGGGACCGGCCAAGUUGGCCUAAUUUCCGUACCGCCCACGGGAACGUAUCCCUUGACAAUUAACGCACUGAGCACCAGUGGCCAGACCGCGACGACCACCGCCACGGUCACCGCCAGUUGUUCGGGUGCGCCCAUAUUGACGUCGAAUACCGGCGUCAAUACAAUUUCCAGCCCCGGUGUUAAUACAAUUUCGAACACGGGAGUGAUCGGAACAAAUACCGUCAACGCUAAUCCCCUCAAUAACGCGGUGGCCAUUGGUGGAGGACCAGUGUUCAAUCAGUCUAGUUAUCAGUGUUCCGCCUCCUGUUCGACGGAUUCGGCCCGCGUUUGCGUUGUCCGGGCGACAAAUUCACGACAGGAUUCGAUGGACUACGGAUUAAGUACGAGCAACCAGUUUUAUAUUGAUUCCAGUUCGGGAGAAAUCCGUACCAUUACUGCAGUUCGAGGCGGUGGAACGUUUUCUCUUGCGGCCACCGCUACCGAUCCUUUCGGUAACCGAGGAACCGCGCCGGUCACUAUCACUAUUGUCGGCUGUUAAUUGUUAGUAUAACAAUGUUGUUGUCUGUGUUAAAUACAAUUAGGCCACGAAAACUAUCUACCCAUAGUUUACAAAUUUUGUUAAACAAUUGCCACUUUCCUGCGUUUUGUAAGAGGCCAAGAGCGUAUUUUUGUGAAAUUGUAUACCGUCGCUUUGUGUGCACUGUGCAGUGCAUUCUCUGCACACGUACGAGUAAUUUUGUACUUCCACACGAGAAUGUUGGAAAAACUAUAACAAAGAAGUCGUGAGUGACCGACCAUAAAACU
Molecule: messenger RNA, 3264 nt
Organism: Paramacrobiotus metropolitanus
Lineage: Eukaryota; Metazoa; Tardigrada; Eutardigrada; Parachela; Macrobiotidae
Product: mucin-2-like
Exons: 7
Coding region: 56-2998 (980 amino acids)
Biological process (GO): homophilic cell-cell adhesion
Cellular component (GO): membrane
Molecular function (GO): calcium ion binding
Source: RefSeq, a predicted model, not a curated record